GGCGGGUGGGCGUGGCGGGCGAGCCCUGGGAAGGACGCGCACCGCCUCAGAGGAUCCGAAGCCGGGCGCUCGGGUUUGGGGAGCUGCUUGUCUACGGGCGGCACUAGGACCCUGCGGGAAGUGGUGUGGGCGGAGUAAACGGCACCAGGAUCCGGGGGGAACCGCGGCGGGCCGGCGGCGGACAGGCCCGGGGCCCGGAGGCUGCGGGCGGCGGCGCUGGGCCCGGCGCAACGAGAGGCCCCGAGAUGCCAAGCAAGAAGAAGAAGUAUAACGCGCGGUUUCCGCCGGCGCGGAUCAAGAAGAUCAUGCAGACGGACGAAGAGAUUGGGAAGGUGGCGGCAGCUGUGCCUGUCAUCAUCUCCCGGGCCCUUGAGCUCUUCCUGGAGUCCCUGUUGAAGAAGGCUUGCCAGGUGACCCAGUCUCGAAAUGCCAAAACCAUGACCACGUCCCACCUGAAGCAGUGCAUUGAACUCGAGCAGCAGUUUGACUUCUUGAAAGACUUGGUGGCAUCAGUGCCUGACAUGCAGGGGGAUGGGGAGGACAACCACGUGGAUGGGGACAAGGGUCCUCGAAGAUGGACUGUACCUUCCCGAAGGGGCCGGAAACCGGGCAGCGGCAGGAAGAACGGAGGCACAGGAAGCAAAGGCAAAGACAAGAAGCUGUCCGGGACAGACUCAGAGCAGGAGGAUGAGUCUGAGGACACAGAUACUGAUGGGGAAGAAGAGACACCACAGCCUCCACCCCAAGCCAGUCACCCUCCUGCCCACUUUGAGAGCCCUCCAACUCCCUUCAUACCCUUCACAUCUCCCCUGCCGUUGCCGCCAGCACCCCCCGGCCCCUCAGCAGCCGAUGCAGAGGAUGAAGAGGAUUAUGACUCCUAGCGCCCUGUACCUCUGUACCCUGGCCGUGCUCUCUUCUAGUUAGUAUUAAUUGCUUUGGGGAGAGGAGAAAGGUGGAAUUGUUCUUAAAUUUAUUAAAAAAAAAAAAA
Molecule: messenger RNA, 988 nt
Organism: Mus caroli (Ryukyu mouse)
Lineage: Eukaryota; Metazoa; Chordata; Mammalia; Rodentia; Muridae
Gene: Drap1
Product: DR1 associated protein 1
Biological process (GO): transcription by RNA polymerase II
Cellular component (GO): nucleus; negative cofactor 2 complex
Molecular function (GO): RNA polymerase II general transcription initiation factor activity; protein heterodimerization activity; core promoter sequence-specific DNA binding
Source: RefSeq, a predicted model, not a curated record